Archocentrus centrarchus (flier cichlid) is the source of this 2297-nucleotide messenger RNA. RefSeq names its product metal response element binding transcription factor 2 (gene mtf2). Gene Ontology annotation, cellular component: nucleus. Bases 198 to 2069 code for a protein of 623 amino acids. The transcript has 15 exons. NCBI's taxonomy places the organism in Eukaryota, Metazoa, Chordata, Actinopteri, Cichliformes, Cichlidae. Gene Ontology annotation, biological process: negative regulation of gene expression, epigenetic. The record is from RefSeq and is a predicted model, not a curated record. Gene Ontology annotation, molecular function: chromatin binding; DNA binding.
UCAGCGGGAAACCAAAAUGGCGAACGUGCUGGGGGAAAAUGAGCCGUUUGUUAUUUUCUGAGGAAGCCACAAACCCCGCACGUUUCCUUACAUAAGCCUCUGAAGCGAUUUCAGCUACGCGACGAGCGGGAUAAGAGCGGCUCUCUUGUCCGCUUAUUUUUGUCGUACGUGUCGUUUGUAGAAGCGGAGGUGACCGAAUGAGAGACUCAGGAGUUGUGGAUCACCUGUCUGUGCAUCACAGAGCUCUUCCCCCACCGCAGCAGCAGCAGGCUGUGUCCUUGUCCCCCACAAGCCCUUCUGCCAGGGGAGAGUAUGGAGAAGACGGCAUGUCUGACAGGUUUUCAGAGGGACAGGACGUUCUGGCCCGGUGGUCAGACGGUUUGUUCUACUUGGGGACAAUUGCAAAGAUAGAUCGGGACAAGCACCGAUGUUUUGUGGUUUUUGAGGAUCGAUCAAAGUCGUGGGUUCUUUGGAAGGAUAUUCAAACAGGGGAAGAAGACGAUGACGAUGACGACGAUGAUGACAUUGUGUGCUCCAUAUGCCAGGAUGAAACCUCAGAGGAACCCAAUGAGAUUGUCAUUUGUGACAAGUGUGGACAAGGCUAUCACCAGCGGUGUCACUCCCCUGUCAUCGAUGCUGCUGUCAUUGACUCUGAUGACAAGUGGCUUUGCUCAGAGUGUGAGCUCACUUCUAUAUCUAAGAAGGGUGGUGCACACAGAAUGGGAGCGUCUGCUAAAGACCUUCUGCAGCAGGAGCAGCAGCACCACCACAUGGAGCUACACCUGUCCUUCCCAUAUGGCCUGGAGGAGCUGGUUUGGGACCAGGGCCACAAGACUAACAUACAGCAGUGUUACUGCUAUUGUGGCGGUCCAGGAGACUGGUACCUGAAGAUGCUGCAGUGCAACAGAUGUCAGCAGUGGUUCCACGAAGCCUGUCUCCAUUGCUUACAGAUGCCAAUGCUCUACGGAGAUAGGUUUUAUGUGUUUGUUUGUUCCGUUUGCAACAGUGGACCAGAGUACCUCAGUCGUCUGCCUCUCAGCUGGAAGGAUGUUGCACACCUGAGCCUCUACAACCUGAGUGUGAUUCACAAGAAGAAGUACUUUGACUCUGAAAUGGACCUGAUGGUGUACAUCAAUGAUAACUGGGAGCUAAUGCAGCUGGGAGAGCUCGCCAACACUCCACGAUCAGAGCGAUAUGAAAAUGUUUUGGAAGCACUUAACAGUAAUAGCUGCAUGUUCAUGUCAGGAAAGGAGGUGAAGAAAAAGAAGCACUUGUUUGGCCUAAGGAUCCGUUUUCCUCCUGUUCCCCCCAAUUGUGACGAGCCAACCGGCAGAGUGAUGGAGAAAGCUUCACAUGAGAUAACCAUCAAGGGAUGCAAGUCCACCAAAGCCCUUUCUGCCACAAGAAGUCCCAGUGCUCUUACCAAUGGCACAGAGAAGAAGAAGAAAAAGAAGAAAAGAAAGAGGAAGCAAGGAGCACGCUCUCUGGAGACUCUGGCUAAACCACAACGCUCCAGUGAGCCCUCGUCACAGGAAAUCAGGAAACCUCCACCACUAGAGCCCCAUGCAUUGGAUCACUUUACAUCUGUCAAGAGUGACAGGUCUCUGUUGUCUUCAAAAACUUCAGAUGUUGAAUCCAUUGGAGCCCUGAGCGCUUCAGAAACUACCUCAACUAGCAUUUCUAGACAGUCCAGCCUCUGUAGUUCCAGCAAGACACGUACAGCAGCCUCCAUCAUGCCUGUUUCCGCUCCACCUUUAAAAAGGAAACGUGGGCGGCCACGAAGGGUCCCGCAGCCCCCCAACCCGGAGAUCCCCCCUCCCAGCCACGCAGACCCGAACCCCUCAGCCACAGAGUUAUUGAACACCCUCCCAGGGCUUCACUCCACUGACAUAAUUCAUGGCAUGGACCCCAACAGCCAGCUCUCCCACCUCAAGAGCUCCAUCAGCAACUAUUUUGGAGCAGCGGGGCGUCUGGCCUGCGGGGAAAAGUACAAAGUCCUAGCCCGACGGGUCACCCUUGAUGGCAAGGUGCAGUACUUGGUGGAGUGGGAAGGAGUCACUGCGUCUUAGAUUUGUCACUCGUUGACCGUCACUUCUAACUUUUCACCAGCACCUACGGGAGGUAUAUGGCUGUGCUGAGGAUGUGUGUAUUCAGAGCAUUAAUUGAUUUAUAUGCCAUUUAUUUAGUUUAGACAGGAGCAAGUUCUGCCUGUUGAGCUUACUCUAUAAAGCCUAUUGGUUCAGUGCAGUCCAGGGUGAUUCUUACACACACACACACACACACACACACACACACAC